Caenorhabditis sp. 36 PRJEB53466 is the source of this 831-nucleotide messenger RNA. The record is from the annotation of a GenBank genome assembly. NCBI's taxonomy places the organism in Eukaryota, Metazoa, Nematoda, Chromadorea, Rhabditida, Rhabditidae.
AUGGCGUUGGUCUCCUCGAAGCUCCGCUACCUGCUGUUCGCCUACGCGAUCUUCUCCAUAAUCCAGUUCGGUCUGCGCUUGAAGAGCUACGACGUUUCGCCAAAGCAGUUCAAGACGGUGGCCGGAAAGGCGGCGGCCGCGCCCACAGCCAAACAGGCACUCUCCACGCUCACCGUCGGACUGAGAAGCCACUAUGAGCCGAUUUUGCCGAAGCACAUCGAGUGGCAUGCCAUUCAGCUCGGAGGACUCAGCCUCAGAGUGAGUUCACAUUGCUGGACCUUUUUUGAGAGCUAUGAUUGCUUUUUUUUUCCAAACUAAAAUCUAAAGUUUUCAACAAUUUUCCAUUUCAGAUUUUCCCGAUUUACACUGCGUUCACCGAGUACGCCGCCGCGUUCACCGCACCAUUCACUACUUCCGGACGUGCCGGACUCCAUUGGGCCAACUCGACUUGCACUGUGUUAAAAGGACAAGUCGAAAGAUACGCCGACGACACUCAGGAUGAUACCAAGGAGACGUUCGCGCAGGGAGGAGCCUUCCGGCACGGACAAUUCGAAUCCUACUUGUACAGUUUCGAGAAAGAUACACUCGUAGCGUGCUACGGUAAGAGAGAAUAUUCUGCAGAAAAGUUAUCUUUACCUUUCUCCUAUUGCAGGCCGUGGAUUCCUCCCGAUAUCUUCAACCACCACCAUCAUCUCCGGAAUUUCGGUCGGAGAGCCGCUUUCGGCUAUCAGACUGUACACUUCUCUGCUCGGAAACUACUACAACUCCAUCUCCCACUCGGUUCAACGCACUUUCCAGCACUACAAGGCCCGUGCCACUGGAGAACUUUAA